Molecule: messenger RNA, 1624 nt
Organism: Paramuricea clavata
Lineage: Eukaryota; Metazoa; Cnidaria; Anthozoa; Malacalcyonacea; Plexauridae
Source: the annotation of a GenBank genome assembly
AUGGGGUUACCUACUACAAUGACAACGUAUGUUCCACCUAUAAUUAGUAGCAACAAAUGGUAUGCGCACUAUAAGUUUGAUAGUGAAGAAGAAUUGAAACAAUUUACACAUUUAAUAGAUGAUUUUGUGGGUGAACGCGUUUACGUCCAAGUUAGACACAUAUUAUACCCUGACAAUGAAAAAACAGAUCUCGUGGAUGUCAUGUGGCAAGUGGUGGACCCCAUGUGGUUAAGUAAAGGUCUAGGUCAACGAAUGUGGGCGUUGGGGAUUGCUCGAUUAAUUUGUCAAACGUAUGAAUCGAUGACUUUUUCUACUAUAAAUCGUAAAUAUGAAUAUAUGGAAAAAAUGUACGACAACGUGCACGAAGUAGAUUUAAUUUUGAAAAAUGCAAAGAUGAAAAAAAAUCUCGCAGUGACUGUCGGGGCUUUCUUCGGUGUCUACACAUUGUAUAAAUUGACGAGUUUUUCAGUUUCAGCUAUUAUCGAUCUGUUGCACUAGACAACAUGUCCUCCACGGUGAACUAUAGCGUGUACGGAAAACGUUAUGCGAAUGCUCAACAUUUAUUCCAAAGCUAUGCAAAUAAAACCAGUAAAGUCGGGUGGUAUGAGAAAUUCGACAAGAAAGUUCACCUUGCAUCAGGAGUACUCGCAAGAGGGGGGGAAACAAAAUUUUUAUAUAAGACAUGUAUUGCCAUCACGACCGAUGAACUGCUCGAGGUAGCUGAUUCGCUAAAGAAAGCAGCGCGUACACCAGGAGCAAACAACGAUUUUUGUAUCUCAGAAGGCACCGAUUACAAAGGUGAUGAAACCAAAUUGGUUCUUCGCGACAGCGAUUAUCAGGGUUUGGUUUUAUUGCGUAUGAAUGCCAAGAAAGCAGAUAUUGUGGUUGAUGAGGAUUCAGACGAAGAUCCUGAUCCAGAACCCAUGGGCGUCGAAGAUGAAGCUGUUGAAAAUGUGGUUGAAUGGUCUGAGUGUUUCGAGAAGUUCUACAUCUCGAAACGUGAUGAUUGGAAGAAAUUUGCCAAAAUUAUGUUAUCUAUUCACAAUGAUGUCACACAUCUCAACGAUGUUGAUCGAGAAUCAGUGAUCCCUCCUACUGGUGAACCUCAGAUGCAGAAGCAGAUCGUGGGCCCGUCUACAACCCCUACAACGACCAAAGGUGGUGGAAAACGUGGUGCAGGUAGUGGUGGUGGUGCACGCAAGAAACCCCGCCCGACCAACGCAGAGUUAUUUAAUCGUGAAGAACAGGUAAUAAAUCGGGUACGACCCACAUAUUCUCCUAUACGUCCCUUGAAACCCAUACCCCCUCUACGUUCUCGUAGUUUGGACUACGGAAUGACAAAAUACAAUAGAUCUCAAAAACGUGCUGUGCAAGUAACAUGGUCCGAGCCUUUAGUGAAAAAUAGUUAAAUUUAUAUAUAUUUUUUUAGAAAUUACCGCCAAAAAAUGCGUUGGCAACUAUUUUUCAGUAUAUGCUCGAGGGUAGUACAUUAGAAGAUACUGUUCUUAAGCAUUUAGAUGAAUUAAAUAGUGAAGCACCAUUCGAUUACAUGCAGUUAGCUCGAGAUCGACCUGCCAUAUUGUUUGCAAUGUACGAAAUUAUUCAAGCUCAAGUUGACAAGUAA